AUGAACUCCAAACAGCCGGGUUCAGCCCGCUCUGGGCAACUGACACGCGAUGUCAAUACCGGCAAGCCAGUCUCAACUUUGGGAAAACGAGUGGCACAAUUUCUUUUAUGCGGCAGGACCUCAUCUGGAUGUUUUCUCGUGCGAGAGGAUCUGAGUCAGAUUUUCCCUGUGUGGCAGGAUGUCGGUUGGGACCAGGUGCUGGAGCUGCUACAGGGUCGCGCCCAAGCGCGUCCUGGCAAGGCCGUGGAUGUUACCAAGAAAGAUGAGACCUUGCGUGCGGCUACCUUGCUUCAGUAUAACGCAUUGAUGGAAGAGCUUCUUGUUGUCUAUGACAUCUACUCGAGCGACAUUAAGGUGCAAAAGCAAACCCGACAAAAUUUUCUCAAAUAUGAAGUCCAUUUUGAGAGACCUGGCACUACCUUGCGCAAAUACGUCGGUAGUCGUGGCGACAUUCUCGAAGCACAGCUGCAACCAGGGUGUCAUGUUCUUGACCUCGGUACUGGUCUUGGUUGGGUUGCUGAGGCGGCGGCGCGUCGUUGUCGUCUCGCAAUCGGCACUGAUAUUAGUGGCAAGAACAUUCAGCUGGCGAAGCAAAAAGCAUCGCGCGCCAACCUUGGCAAUCUUGCAUAUGCCGUUGCCGAUUUCACCCUGAUGAAUGAAGUACGCGCGGCCAUCCAAGCUGCAAGUCAAGAGUUGAACGUGUCUCCUGUGGUCCGCUUCCACGUCAUCUUCAUGUGCUAG
Messenger RNA from Exophiala dermatitidis NIH/UT8656, 741 nucleotides. RefSeq lists its product as uncharacterized. NCBI's taxonomy places the organism in Eukaryota, Fungi, Ascomycota, Eurotiomycetes, Chaetothyriales, Herpotrichiellaceae. The coding region runs from base 1 to 741 and encodes 246 amino acids. The transcript has 4 exons. The record is from RefSeq and is a predicted model, not a curated record.